UUCCUCUUUAAAGGCAGUAGUGUGGUCAACACACCCAUUCCUUGCGCCAACGGUGAGAUUGCCAAUUGCACAAAAUGGUACGCACCAAGAAAUGAGUACGACACAUGCUUUAGCGUACUCCAUUCGCAGCAGCUUGAAAUUGCCGAGUUCCAUGCAAUGAACCCGUCGGUAAAGAGUGACUGUAGCGGGAUGAGCAUUGGCACAUACUAUUGUGUUUCGACAUAUAAGGUCCCUGUCAGCAGUACCCCAGUAGCCAAGUCAACCCCCGUGAGAACUGGUAUUUCAACACCAUAUCCCAUUCAAACAGGUAUGGUUUCUACAUGUGACAAGUUUUACAAAGUUGUUGCAGAUGAUUCAUGCGUCAAUAUCGCAAAUGAAUACGGCAUCUCAACGUCUUCUUUCUACGCCUGGAACCUAGCGGUCAAGACCGACUGCUCCGGUCUGCAAGCGGACGAGUAUGUUUGCGUUGCUGUGGCUUAA
Penicillium canariense is the source of this 480-nucleotide messenger RNA. Its product is annotated as LysM peptidoglycan-binding domain-containing protein. Lineage: Eukaryota; Fungi; Ascomycota; Eurotiomycetes; Eurotiales; Aspergillaceae. The transcript has 2 exons. The annotation marks the transcript as partial. The record is from RefSeq and is a predicted model, not a curated record.